This is a messenger RNA of Adineta steineri, 1383 nucleotides long. NCBI's taxonomy places the organism in Eukaryota, Metazoa, Rotifera, Eurotatoria, Adinetida, Adinetidae. The record is from the annotation of a GenBank genome assembly.
AUGGAUCGUCGUUGUCUUGGAAUUUAUACUUUCGACAAAAACUUAAAUAAAAACGAAGAUCUUAUACGUAUUCGUCAAUUGGCAUUUGUGGAUGAUUUUGAGAAUAAAUAUACAAAUAUUACAGAAUGUAUUCUUGAUGUUGAUAAAACUGGUAGUAACCUUUUAUGUCGAUGCAAUUCAGAUAAUUGUACAUUAAAAUGGAAAACAGCCGAUAAUUUAAAUGAAAAAAUCUAUCACAAUCAAAAUAUUAUUAAACAACAAGAAUAUAGUAAUUGGUUUCUUCCACUGAUGAUUAGUCUUUCAAUUAUUAUGAUAAUUAUUUUUAUUAGUGUAAUCAUAUUUAUUAAAUAUCACGGUAUUAAAAAACGUAACGAAAAAGAUAAUCGAUCAUUUCUAACAAAUAUCUCAACAACAUCAACAAAUAUUUCUAACAUAGAAAUCGAUGAAUUCCUAUCAUCCAAUCCUCCUUAUCAAUCAAUUAUUAGUCAUGGAAAAACUAGUACUAUCUAUCGAGCAUUAACAACACGAAAAGAAACUUUUCAACAUGAAAAAAAACUUUUAGCUAUUAAAGUUUAUCAUGGACAACAACAUAAAAAUUUAUUCGACAAUGAAUUACAAGUUUUAAGAAUGAUUCAUCAUCCAUCUACCAUUAAUUUUAUCAAUCAUGGAUGGUAUAAUCAAUCUCCAUAUCUUCUCCUCGAAUAUCAUGAUCUUGGUUCACUUAAUAAUUAUCUUCGUUCACAUAAACUAUCUUGGUCAACUUGUUACUCAUUUCUUCUCUCUCUUGUCGAUGCAAUUGAUUAUCUUCAUUACGAAGAUCUAUCACCAAAUGAUUAUCUAACAAUAAAUCGUAUUCGUAAACCAAUUAUUAUUCAUCGUGAUAUAAAAAGUUCCAAUAUUCUUAUCAAAUCAAAUUUAACUCUUAGUUUAUGUUUAAUUGAUUUCGGUUUAGCAAAAAUUCUUCCACCUAUUUUAACAUCAAAUGAUUUCAUUCAAAUUGGUACAUAUCGUUAUAUGGCACCGGAAUUACUUGAACUUGCUAUAACACAUACAAGUAAUGCUUUAUGUAAAGUUGAUAUAUAUGCACUUGGACUUGUUCUAUGGGAAAUUAUUACACAAUGUCAAGAAUAUUCAUAUUCCAUCGAUUAUCAACUUCCCUAUGCUGAAUAUGUUAAAACAAAUGAAACAAAUGAAAAUAAAAUUUUAGAUAUACUUCAUCAAGUUGUUGUGAAUGAACGAAAAAGACCAGCUAUUCAUCGAACAGCAAAUAUGAAUUCCAAAAUAUCUGAAGUAUUAACAAUCAUUGAAGAUUGUUGGAAACAUGAACCUGAAUCAAGAAUAAAUGCUCGACCUGUACUACAUCGCCUACGACGUCUUGAAUAA